Molecule: messenger RNA, 1050 nt
Organism: Saprolegnia parasitica CBS 223.65
Lineage: Eukaryota; Oomycota; Saprolegniomycetes; Saprolegniales; Saprolegniaceae
Exons: 3
Coding region: 1-1050 (349 amino acids)
Molecular function (GO): zinc ion binding
Source: RefSeq, a predicted model, not a curated record
AUGAUCGGAUUUCUCGAGCAGUUUGCCGCGCUGGAGGUCAUCGACCAUGUGCUCAUGCUGGACAAGCGCAAGAUCAAGUCGCUCAAAUUCGCAUCCGUGUGUGCGCGGGCUUUUGACCACUACGUCCUCGGCGCCAAGUUGUACCUCUCGGGAUCACGCGACGCCAUCGAAGCCAUUACAGCAUCCCUCCAAGGCGCCCUGUUCCCGAAACGCAGCGGACCCCGCACGGUCACGACGACCACACUCGAGUGCCCGCUGUGCCUCUGCGACCCCAUGUUUGGGAGCCAGGAUACGAAGCUACCUCUGAAAUGCCCUCGGGACGGGUGCGAGGCUGCCUUGAGUGUCGAAGACUUCCUGAAGCUUGUGCCGCCGUCGCAACUCGAGGGCUUGGCCGAGAAGGCCGUCGAGCUCUACCGAGUGCAACACGAAGACGCCUUCUCGCUGUGCCUGCAGCCGGGUUGCAACCAAGUGUUCCGCAUUGCAGCAUACAAGAAAGGAAAGCAAGGAGGAGAUCUCGCCGUGUGCGACAACUGCGAAAAGACGUACUGCAUCACGUGCUCCGACAAGUUGGCGACGCCCGCCGACGAGCACCCGGCGGUCACGUGCCAGCUCUAUCAGCUCAGCGUGAACCCGACGGUAACCGACCACGCCCGUCGCAUCUGCAACGAGAUCCUGACGCUCGCAUGUCCGAAAUGCAAGGCAGCAUUCCUCGACUUCUCCGGCUGCACGUGCGUCACGUGCGGCAACACCAACUGCAACACCAAUUUCUGCGCCAACUGCCUCGCCUACCACGACUUGGACAGCGGUGCCUGCCACAGCCAUGUGCGUAGCUGUCCAUCAAAUCCAAACCAAGGCGACUACUUUGUAUCGGCCCAGCAGCUGCAGGCAACACACGCCAGCGCGCGCAAGAAGCAAACGGCCGCUUACCUGACGCGUGCCACGGUCGCCGGCGACGAACGACGCGGCGUGUGGCAGAUGAUCGAGCGCGAUCUGGCGGACCUCGGCGUUCACUUCACCACGCAGGAACUCGCCCAGCUUUGCAUUUCCUAA